CCACACACGACCUCAUUGGUACAAAAAAAUUUCGAAGAGCGAUGCCAGUACAUAAUUAAAUUAAUUUAUAGUAGAUCGAGUAAAGUAUUGAAAAAUCAAGAGCAAGAACAUUCACAAUGGUUAAGAAAGCUAUUGACGCUCGUAUUCCAUCUCUCAUCAGAAAUGGUGUUCAACAAAAGGAAAGAAGUUUUUUCUUUAUUGUGGGAGAUAAAGCCCGUAAUCAAUUACCUAAUUUGCAUUAUUUAAUGAUGUCUGCCGAUUUAAAGAUGAACAAAUCAGUAUUAUGGGCUUAUAAAAAGAAAUUAUUAGGAUUUACAUCUCAUAGACAAAAGAGAGAAGCCAAAAUUAAAAAGGAUAUUAAAAGAGGAAUCAGAGAAGCCAAUGAUCAAGAUCCUUUUGAAGCAUUUAUAUCUAAUCAAAAUAUUAGAUAUGUAUAUUAUAAAGAAACAGAAAAGAUUUUAGGUAAUACAUAUGGGAUGUGUAUUUUACAAGAUUUCGAAGGUCUUACUCCUAAUCUUUUAGCUAGAACCAUUGAAACUGUUGAAGGUGGUGGUUUAGUUGUUAUUUUAUUAAAAUCAAUGACUUCUUUAAAACAAUUAUAUACUAUGACCAUGGAUAUUCAUUCUAGAUAUAGAACUGAAGCCCAUGAUGAUGUUGUAGCCAGAUUUAAUGAAAGAUUCUUAUUAUCCUUAGGUUCAUGUGAAAAUUGUUUAGUGGUCGAUGAUGAAUUAAAUGUACUUCCUAUAUCUGGUGGGAAACAUGUUAAACCAUUACCACCAAAGGAUGAUGAUGAACUUAGCCCUAAGGCUCAAGAAUUAAAAGAAUUAAAAGAUAGUUUGGCUGAAGUUCAACCAGCUGGAUCACUUGUUUCAUUAGCUAAAACUGUAAAUCAAGCUCAAGCUAUUUUAACAUUUGUUGAUGUAAUUUCUGAAAAGAGUUUAAGAAGUACUGUAACUUUAACUGCUGGAAGAGGUAGAGGUAAAUCUGCAGCUUUAGGUAUUGCAAUUGCUGCUGCUAUAUCUCACGGAUAUUCUAAUGUAUUUGUUACUUCACCUUCACCAGAAAAUUUAAAGACAUUAUUUGAAUUUAUCUUUAAAGGUUUUGAUGCUUUAGGUUAUUCAGAACAUUUAGAUUAUGAUAUUAUUCAAUCUACAAAUCCAUCAUUCAAUAAGGCUAUAGUCAGAGUUGAUAUUAAGAGAGAUCACAGACAAACAAUUCAAUAUAUAUCUCCAAAUGAUCAUCAAGUUUUAGGUCAAGCGGAAUUACUUAUUAUUGAUGAAGCAGCUGCUAUUCCACUUCCAGUAGUUAAAAAAUUGAUGGGUCCAUACUUGGUUUUUAUGGCUUCAACAAUUAAUGGUUAUGAAGGUACUGGUAGAUCUCUUUCCUUAAAAUUAAUACAACAGUUACGUAAUCAAUCUAAUAGUACCACAAGUAAUGAUGAUACAGUUGUUGUUUCAAGAGGUAAGAAUUCUAAUUAUGAACCUGAAGUUAGAGGUAGAACUUUACGUGAAGUGGUUUUAGAUGAACCAAUCAGAUAUGCCCCUGGAGAUCCAGUUGAAAAAUGGCUUAAUAAAUUAUUAUGUUUAGAUGUUUCUUUAUCUAAAAAUGCUAAAUUUGCUACUAAGGGUACUCCUCAUCCUUCUCAAUGUAAUCUUUUCUAUGUGAAUAGAGAUACAUUAUUUUCUUAUCAUCCAGUUUCUGAAGCAUUUUUACAAAAGAUGAUGGCACUUUAUGUUGCUUCUCAUUAUAAGAAUUCUCCAAAUGAUUUACAAUUAAUGAGUGAUGCUCCAGCUCAUCAAUUAUAUGUAUUAUUACCUCCAAUUGAAGAAGGUGAUAAUAGAAUACCUGAUCCAUUAUGUGUGGUUCAAUUAGCCCUUGAAGGAGAAAUUUCAAAGGAAAGUGUACGUAAAUCAUUAUCUCGUGGUCAAAGAGCUGGAGGUGAUUUAAUACCUUGGUUAAUGUCUCAACAAUUUCAAGAUGAUGAAUUUGCAUCUUUAUCAGGGGCAAGAGUAGUUAGAAUUGCCACUAAUCCCGAAUAUUCUGGUAUGGGUUAUGGAUCUAGAGCUCUUGAAUUAUUAAAGGAUUAUUUUGAAGGUAAAUUCACUGAUAUUAGUGAAUCAAAUGUAUUAGAUGAUCAUACUAUUACUCGAGUUACUGAUAAAGAAUUAGAAAAUUCUUCAUUAAAAGAUGAAAUCAAACUCAGAGAUGCAAAGACUUUACCACCAUUAUUAUUAAAGCUUUCUGAAAAGGCACCAUAUUAUUUGCAUUAUUUAGGUGUUUCAUAUGGUUUAACACCACAAUUACAUAAAUUCUGGAAGAGAGCUGGUUUCGUACCGGUAUAUUUAAGACAAACAGCAAAUGAACUUACUGGUGAACAUACUGCAGUAAUGAUCAGUACUUUAUCUGGUAGAGAAAAUAGUUGGUUAAAUGAAUUUUCAUCUGAUUUCCAUAAAAGAUUCUUACUGUUAUUAUCUUUUGAAUUUAAGAAAUUUUCAGCUGUUCAAUCUUUAAAUAUUAUUGAAGCCACUGGUUAUGGAGAAAAUUCUAAUAAAGUUGCAAAGAAACUUACUAGAGAUUUCUUAAGUGAAUAUCUUACACCAUUUGAUUUAAAGAGAUUAGAUUCUUAUGCUAAUAACUUAUUAGAUUAUCAUGUUAUUGUUGAUAUGCUUCCAUUUAUUGCUAGUGCAUAUUUUUCAAAGAGAGUAGGAAAAGAUGUCAACUUAUCUUCUGUUCAAGCAGCUAUUUUAUUAGCUAUUGGUUUACAACAUAAAGAUAUGGAUCAAAUAUCUUCAGAAUUAAAUUUACCUUCUAAUCAAUCUAUGGCUAUGUUUGCAAAGAUUAUUCGUAAAUUUUCAACUUACUUUAGAGGAGUUUUAAGUAAAGCCAUAGAACAAGAAAUGCCUGAACUUGAAGAUGAAGCUGUUAAAGAAAUGGAUGGAAGUUCUGAACAUGUAGAUUAUGAUGCUAUUGAACAACAAUUAGUAGAUGAUUUAGAUGAAGCUGGUGAUGAAGCUAUAAAGGAAUUAAGAUUAAAACAACGUGAAUUAAUUAAUGCUAUUAAUUUAGAUAAAUAUUCUAUUGCUGAUGAUGGAGAUUGGGCUGGAGCUGAAAAUUCAUUAAAAGCUGCUGCAAAAGGUAAAGGAGUUGUUAGUGUUAAGAGUGCAAAGAAGAGAAAAUCCACUGCUAAUGCUUCUGAAAUUUAUGAAAGUGAAAUGAAGAGUGUAUCCAAGAAACCAAAGAAAUCUAAAGGUAAAGUAUAGACAACAUAUAUGUAUAUAGAUUUAAAAAAGAAAAUGCAUGAAAUAA
This is a messenger RNA of Scheffersomyces amazonensis, 3306 nucleotides long. Its product is annotated as ribosome biosynthesis protein. The coding region runs from base 117 to 3260 and encodes 1047 amino acids. Gene Ontology annotation, biological process: rRNA acetylation involved in maturation of SSU-rRNA. The record is from RefSeq and is a predicted model, not a curated record. Lineage: Eukaryota; Fungi; Ascomycota; Pichiomycetes; Serinales; Debaryomycetaceae. The transcript has a single exon. Gene Ontology annotation, molecular function: ATP binding; tRNA binding; 18S rRNA cytidine N-acetyltransferase activity. Gene Ontology annotation, cellular component: nucleolus; 90S preribosome.